CAUGCUCAGCUCUCACCUACCCAAUAAAACUCAGGAAGAAGAAGAAAGAUGAACUAGCCACCCAGCAAAAGGUUGUGUGAUAGAUAGAUAGAUAGAUAGAGAGAGAGAGAGAGAGGGAGAAGAAGAAGAAGUUCUCGAAGACGAAGCCCUCCCUUAAGCUACCAUGUCGCAGGAUCAUCCACCAAAAACUACAUCGACAACGACUAAAUCCCCGGAUUUUGGGCUUCCGGGCUUCCGAUUCCACCCAACAGAAGAAGAGCUGCUCGACUUUUACCUCAAAAAGACAGUUUUUGGUAAAAAAAUCCAUUUCGAUAUAAUCGGUUUCCUCAACAUAUACCAUCACGAUCCAUGGGAUUUGCCUGGAUUAGCUAAGAUUGGAGAGAGGGAGUGGUAUUUCUUUGUGCCCAGAGAUCGAAAACAUGGCAAUGGCGGAAGACCCAACCGCACCACGGAGCAUGGAUUCUGGAAGGCCACCGGUUCCGACCGUCCCAUACGGAGCCUAUCCAACCCCAAGAGGAUCAUUGGACUCAGGAAGACUCUCGUCUUCUACAAGGGAAGAGCCCCACGUGGGUCCAAGACCGAUUGGGUCAUGAACGAGUACCGGAUGCCCGAAACAUGCACCUUACCCAAGGAAGACAUAGUACUUUGUAAGGUGUACAGGAAGGCCACGUCUUUGAAGGUCCUUGAGCAAAGGGCAGCAAUGGAAGAAGACACCAAAACGAUCAUUGUUGCUUCUUCUCCAUCAUCAUCUCCGGCGAUGGACAAUGAAUUGUCGUCAUAUGAGCCUCAAGAGGAUCUCAUGGCCAUAACUAAACCGACACAGAUGCCGCCGAAGCCCAUGCAAAGUGGCAUUGUCUUUAAAACCGAAGAAAAAGAAAAAGAAGAAGAAGAAGAAGAAAAGAAGGAAGACGGCAAGGACAAUAAAGAUGCUUGGUUUUUGGCAAGAGAUGGGCUUAAAUUGAAGAAGAAACUACCAGAGCUCCAGCUGCCUAAGCUGACCAUGGAUUGGACACAGGACCCAUUCUGGACCCAACUACGUAGCCCUUGGCUAGACAACUGGACGCCCUAUGCCAACAUACUCAACUUCUGAAUUGCAUUAAUGACGACGUAGAGUAGAGAUGGGCAAAGCAAACACUUAAUAAGUUGUAGAUAUGUUCAUUCACAUCAUGCAUGUUGUAGCUAGUAGUUUCUUUCUAAUUUUUGGCUUGUGUAAUAGACGACGCAUAGGUCGUAUGCAUUAAGGUAGGCCUUUAAGAGGCUA
Molecule: messenger RNA, 1261 nt
Organism: Nelumbo nucifera (sacred lotus)
Lineage: Eukaryota; Viridiplantae; Streptophyta; Magnoliopsida; Proteales; Nelumbonaceae
Product: NAC domain-containing protein 6-like
Biological process (GO): regulation of DNA-templated transcription
Molecular function (GO): DNA binding
Source: RefSeq, a predicted model, not a curated record